Arvicanthis niloticus (Nile rat) is the source of this 3847-nucleotide messenger RNA. It is a transcript of the gene Trdmt1, whose product is annotated as tRNA aspartic acid methyltransferase 1. The record is from RefSeq and is a predicted model, not a curated record. Gene Ontology annotation, cellular component: nucleus. NCBI's taxonomy places the organism in Eukaryota, Metazoa, Chordata, Mammalia, Rodentia, Muridae. Gene Ontology annotation, molecular function: methyltransferase activity.
CAACAAGGAAGAAAAAGCACAAAUCAGGGUAAGGAGUGGCAGCCUCUCACUUGGCAGUCCUUAUUAAUAGUUGUCUGUCCUUUGUCCCCUUCCUAACCUCUGCUAGCCCCCAGGCUCCAAACGGCUCACUUAAUCUGCAGCCAGAGGAACAGGAGACUGGGGGAACUGAAAAGCCGCGGAACCAGAAGCGAAGGGAGCGGACAUGGGGGAGUAAGAGAGGUGGAGGACCGGUAGGCCUAGUUUCCAGGCCGCGGUCGCGUGAGGAUGGAACCUCUGCGUGUAUUGGAGCUGUACAGUGGCAUUGGUGGCAUGCACCACGCGCUGCGAGAAAGUUGUAUCCCUGCACAUGUGGUGGCCGCUAUCGAUGUGAACACUGUUGCUAAUGAAGUAUACAAGCAUAAUUUUCCUCACACACACUUACUGGCAAAGACAAUUGAAGGUAUUUCACUGGAAGAAUUUGACAAGCUAUCUUUCAAUAUGAUUUUAAUGAGCCCUCCAUGUCAACCAUUCACAAGAAUUGGUCUACAGGGGGAUAUGACUGACCCAAGGACAAAUAGCUUCCUGUAUCUUCUAGAUAUUCUCCCAAGGUUGCAAAAAUUACCCAAGUAUAUUCUUUUAGAAAAUGUCAAAGGUUUUGAAGUAUCUUCUACAAGAGGGCUGCUGAUAGAAACACUAGAAGCCUGUGGCUUUCAGUAUCAAGAGUUUCUACUGUCUCCUUCCUCUCUAGGAAUUCCAAACUCAAGGCUACGAUAUUUUCUCAUUGCCAAGCUUCAGUCAGAGCCUUUCCCUUUCCAGGCCCCUGGCCAGAUACUGAUGGAGUUUCCUAAAGUUGUAACUGUUCAGCCACAAAAAUAUGCAGUAGUUGAAGAAAGUAAGCUAAGAGUGAAGAGAACCGAAGCAGAUAUCUGCGUUGAUGGCAGCAGCACACAGUGUUCUAGAAAAGAUACCUUUCUUUUUAAGCUGGAAACUCCAGAAGAAAUUGACAGGAAACGCCAACAGGACAGUGACCUCUCUGUGCAGAUGCUGAAGGAUUUCCUUGAAGAUGACGACACAGAUCAGUAUCUUCUACCACCAAAGUUACUGCUUCGAUAUGCUCUCUUACUGGACAUCGUUAAGCCCACUUCCAGAAGAUCCAUGUGCUUCACUAAAGGGUAUGGAAGCUACAUAGAAGGGACAGGCUCUGUGUUACAGACUGCAGAGGAUGUGCAGAUUGAGGAUAUCUACAAAUCUCUUGCCGAUUUGCCACCAGAUGAAAAGAUAGCUAAGUUGUCAAUGCUUAAACUGCGAUAUUUCACACCUAGAGAAAUUGCAAAUCUCCAGGGCUUCCCUCCAGAAUUUGGGUUUCCUGAGAAGACAACAGUGAAGCAGCGAUACCGGCUGCUUGGCAACAGCCUCAACGUGCAUGUAGUGGCAAAACUCCUCACAGUUUGUGUGAAUGAUUUGGAAGUGCCUCUAACUCUAGACAGUAAUUCCAAAAUUCUAUCUUGAAUUAAUUCUUAUAGAAUUCAACUAAAUUAUCUUAAUAGCAUUUAUUGGGUAAUUCAAGGGAACUUAAAUGUACAUAUCAUUGUUUCCUUAAAUUUAUCUGACUGUAUCCAAUAAACUUCACAUUGCUGUUUUUGUUUUAUGAGCAAAUAUUUUUAUAAAGCUUUUAAACAUGUGUAUUACAUAUCUUUAUAUUAUAAACAAAUUUAAGAAUGUUUGAAUUUUUAUGUGUAUAUUAGUACUUUAUAAAAUAUGACAUGAAUAAUGUAAUGAUCCUUAGAAAAUUAUUUUUGUAUGUUAAUUUAAAACUUGUUUUAUAUGACAUGGAGAAACUAACUGGAUGUAGACCUGGAAGCUUCAUCCCUGCUGGUUAGCUUUCAUAGUGCUGUUCACGCUACCAGAAGCAAAAAUAGCCAUCAUUCUUAACUAGCUAUGAGCCAGGAUGCUACAGUAGUGACUAUCCUGCUAAGAUAUGCCCAUGAGUGUCGUGGGAAUAGCCAACUGCUCUGUGAUUUGAUUUAAGGCCUGAUCAAUGAGUAGAAUCCAUACCAGGCCGUUAUCUGGUCCAAAGACCUGUGGCUAGACAGGUCAUGGGCCCUAGUGGGUAACCUACUAGUAUUAUUCUGUUAAAUGGUCAUUGUAUUAAAUGAUUCCUGAUGAUUUAUUCUUACACGAUAGAUUAGUGUCUCCCUCAACACUGAGCAGGUAAGCUUCUUGCAGUAAAUGGCAACACAGAAAUCCAGAGAACAAGAGACUGGAGCGCUCAGCCCUAAGUGACAUGUCUAUCCUUCCCCUCCCUCCCGAGGCUCAGGGAUCAUUGGAGAAGAGGAAGCAAAAACACUGUAAGAGUGGUAGAUAACUUUAGGGACAUAGGUUUUCUAGGUACAGCAGGACAACAUAGCUGGGUGACAGCAUGCCAAAGACCUGCAUGAUCUGGAAUCCUCAACAGCAUCCCAACAUGGAGCAGGUAGAGUGGGUAUCAAAGCACACCCCUAGCUCAGAGCUGCUGGGAGAGGAAGAGUCAGUUUUCUUCCAAGGUGUGAUUCCUGGUAUGUGGAACACACCUCAGGGUAGGCUUAUACUCAAGAAUAUUUGAGCAACACAAAUUGGACUUGAUUUUUUUUUAAGAGGACACAAAGUUAAGUGGAUAGGGGAGGGAUUGUGAAUAUGAUUCAAAUAAAUUGUAUGACAUUCUCAAAGAAAUAAUAUUAUUUUAAAAAAUUGUUUUAUGACUCAAGAUACUGCUCUUUUUGUUAAUUUAUCCUAACUCAAAACUGAUUCUAAUUUUAGCCUAUUGAGUGUUUUACCUAAUUCCAGACCUUUUUAGACAAAUGCAUACAUUUUAAACCAAAUUAUCAUCAUCCAACAUAGACAUCAGUCUGAAAAUGCUCAUUAAUUCUUAACCAAAUCUUUGAAAACUGCAGGGGCCUUUUUACAGAGUCUUCCUCUGUAGCCCUGGGUGGCCUGGAAUUCACUAUCUAAUCCAGUCUGGCUUCUAACUCAGAGGUAUCUGUCUGGCCCAACCUCCGGUUUGCUAGCCAGAAUUAAAGGCCAGCAAUACUUAACCUGGCUUCCUCUUUAAUCUUAAUCUGAAGAUAAACCUCAUUGUCCUGCCUCCAUUUGUACAUCCUUCCUUUUAGUUUGCUAUUACCAGGCUGCUUUUGCUUUGUCAGCCUUCAGGUUAAACUUGUCUGUUAUUACGUUCUAAGGAAUAUGGCGUAGCUUGCGUGGCAGUAAGAGUAAGGGAGGAAAUUGUGCUGCUAUUUCUAUAUGGUGCUACCCCAUCCUUUAUUGCACUGGCUCUGAAUGUAACAUUUUCUCUCUUCAAUUAUGGCAUCAGUAAAUGAAUGGAUAAGUAAUAUGUGUUGCAAACAUAUACCAGAAUACCAGUCAGUAUUACCUGGGAUGGAUUUAUGAUCCAUGGCAUGACCUGGAUGAGCCUUGGGAACCUGCUAAUGAAAUUAUCCGGACAUGAAAAGACAAGAGUGGUUUCAUUCCCCUGUGAGUCAAGUUCAUAGAGACAGUAAGGUGGGCAGUGUUUGCAGGGGUUGGCAGGAGGGGGACUAGGAAGUCAGUGGUUAUCAGGUAUGAAGUUUCUGUUUGCAAGCAUGAGAACGUUCUGAAGGCAGUAGGCACUGCUGGUUGGACAUGGCGAGUGUGCUGAGUGUCACCCAACUGUACACUUAGUCUGUUGGAUGGCUGAUUUUAUAUUACUUAGAUUAUACUGAACUCUUAAAAAUUACCCCUGAACUCAGGUAAAUAUGGGUAUAUCAAAGCUGUAAGCUAUGUAUGUACCAACAGUCACUGUCUACAAUUGUAUAUAUUUUUGAAGAUGAACCUCAUUAAAGUCUCAUAAUUAUAA